Messenger RNA from Brassica napus (rape), 2513 nucleotides. RefSeq names its product putative kinase-like protein TMKL1. Gene Ontology annotation, molecular function: ATP binding; protein kinase activity. The record is from RefSeq and is a predicted model, not a curated record. Bases 1014 to 2081 code for a protein of 355 amino acids. The transcript is spliced from 2 exons. Gene Ontology annotation, biological process: protein phosphorylation. Lineage: Eukaryota; Viridiplantae; Streptophyta; Magnoliopsida; Brassicales; Brassicaceae.
AAGAUAAUCUCUAUAUACUGUCAAUAUACAUUUUAUUUUGUUCAACACUGUCAAUAUACAUCUUAAUUUUCAAUCGACACACUGUUUCUGUUUCUGUCUGUGUGUUUUAAUUAUAUGACUAUCCGGUUAGGACAGCUCUAAUUUCAUUAUAUUUUUCAUUCUAAAAUAAAUUAAAAUAGAAUAUGAAACUAAAAAAAAACUCUAAUCUUAUUUUAUUUUUCAUUCUAUUUACUUCAUAUUUUGUUUUAUUUUAUUUUAAAAGUAAAAAUAGAGAUUUACAUUGUAGAUGCUAUUUAUUAAGUAGAAAACCAUGACAAAUUUUUCAAAUGUAAAAUAAAAAUCUUAUGGUUAUACUCAUUCUGUUUUAUAAUAAGUGUUAUUCUAAUUUUUUUUUCUUGUUACAUAAAAAAUAUCAAUUUACAAUUCUAAUGCAAAUUAUACUUACUUUCAGUUAGAAAAUUAAUUACAAACUACAUUGAUUUUAUAAAUAAUUUUAUUUAUCUUAAAUACUAUUGAUCAGAGAUGUAAUUAAUAAUAAUGAGUAUAUUUCAACCACUUUCUUAAUCUGUGUGAAAAAUAUCAAAAUGAUACUUAUUCAGAAACAGAAACAGAAGAAAUAUAAAAUAUGAUACUCCUGUAUUUGCAUCUAUACAAUCUACAUUUCACCCUUGCAGGCCAAAAAAACAAUAAACAUAAAGUCAACACUGUUGGUACAAAAGAUACUAUCAUAGAUCUGUCCUCUGAACUUAAAUAUCAACUUCAUCUCCCCCUAUCACCAUCAUCCUCUCUUUCUCAUUUGUGAACAGUAAAACUCCACAGUGCCAGACUUUCCGUUUCCUUUUGAUGCAGUUUCCAUUUCCUUUCGCAUAAAAUAUUUCUGCAAUAAAUUCUAAAUUUUAAAUCAUACACUUGUCAUUUAUUAGCGCAAUACCCAUUUUCCCUAAAGUCUCUCAUAUCAUAAACACAAAUUUUAUUUUCAAGAAAUCUAGAGAAGAAGAGAAAAAAAAAAUCCCAUGGAGAUGACAAGAAGCCACUUCUUAGCAUUGUUACUCGGAGUCUCUAUAUCAGCAUUAGCCAUCCUACUCUUGUUCAUCUUCUGCACAAGAAGAAAACGUUCAUCUACUGAAUCUGAACAACACGACGUCGAGUCCCAUGGAUUCUCCUCAGAGACAGGGGAGCUCGUGACGUUUCGCGGCGGAGAAGAUCUCACCAUCUGCGAUAUCCUCGAUGCUCCGGGAGAAGUCAUUGGCAAAUCAAGCUACGGCACUCUCUACAAGGCUUCCUUGCAACGCAGCGGUAAAGUUAGAGUUCUCAGGUUUCUCCGACCGGUUUGCACUGUGAGAUCGGAUGCUAAGGAGUUUAACGGCGUCAUCGAGACGCUUGGGCUUGUUCGACAUGAGAACUUGGUUCCUCUGUUGGGUUUCUAUGGUGGAAACAGAGGAGAGAAGCUUAUGGUUCAUCCUUUCUUCUCUUCCGGGAAUCUUUCCGACUUCAUCGCAAGUGGAGAUGAUGAAUCAGUAAAAUGGAUCAACAUUUUACGCAUCACUAUUGGAAUAACCGAAGCUCUUGAUUAUCUUCACAAUAGGAUACAGAAACCAAUAGUCCACGGCAAUUUAAAAUCCAAGAACGUUCUUCUGAACUCGAGUUUCGAACCUAGAGUCUCUGAUUAUGGGUUGCAUCUGCUUUUAAACCAAACGGCAGGACAAGAGAUUCUUGAUGUUUCAGCAGCCGAGGGAUACAAAGCUCCCGAGUUGAUAAAGGUGAAGGAAGUGAGCAAAGAGAGUGAUGUGUAUAGUCUCGGUGUGAUCAUGCUUGAGCUAGUCACUGGUAAAGAACCGAUAAAUAACGAUCCAACAGGCGAUAACGAGUUGUAUCUUCCUGAUUUUGUGAGGAAUGCUGUUAUUGAUCAUAAGUUGUCUGAUCUAUACCGUCCUGAGAUUCUCAAGAGUAGUGGUGAUAUGAGUGAAGAACUUGUCCUCAAGUAUUUUCAGCUUGCAUUGUCUUGCUGCUCUCCUUCGCCUUCUCUUAGGCCAAACAUCAAGCAGGUCUUGAGGAAACUCGAAGACAUCAAGAAAUGUUAGAAUGAUUGGAGUAAGAACAAAGAAGGAAGCGUUACAACUCUUUACAAAGGUUCUUGACUAAAAGAUCAUAGUUAAAGGAAAAAUAGGAGUUGCGUCUGAGGAGAAAGACUUCUGAUAUGAUCAGUGGCCUGACGAGAUGCAGAACACUGAUUGAUGUUAAUGAAGAUAACAAGGAACAAAGUUAUUAGGAGAGUAACACAAUUGUAAAGAGGAGAGGAUUGUACGUAGAAUUUUACACAUCUUGUGAGAGAUGUGCGUGGGAUACUGGGAUAGUCUUCAGACGAUUGGAGAGAUAGUGACUAUUUGUCAAACCAUAGUUCGUGAUUGUAGUGUAUACUCUUUGAGUUUCAUUAACCUUUGUCUUUUCAAAGUUAGUGUUCAUGUUCUGUUUUGUUCUCCUGCGCAUAUUAUGUAAUUAAUUUUUUUUUUGUA